Syngnathus typhle (broad-nosed pipefish) is the source of this 3877-nucleotide messenger RNA. Its product is annotated as chemokine-like protein TAFA-1. The transcript is spliced from 24 exons. Gene Ontology annotation, molecular function: receptor ligand activity. Bases 557 to 976 code for a protein of 139 amino acids. The record is from RefSeq and is a predicted model, not a curated record. NCBI's taxonomy places the organism in Eukaryota, Metazoa, Chordata, Actinopteri, Syngnathiformes, Syngnathidae. Gene Ontology annotation, biological process: neuroblast differentiation; regulation of neuroblast proliferation.
ACAAGCGCUCUGCCUCUCUGAUACAGACUCUCUACUUAGUGGCUUGGAGAGAGGACUGUGGCUCACAGCUUCUCAAUGAGGGGACUCAGCCAAGGGAAGACAGAGCGCUCCUUCCUCGGGAGCCUUCCGCUGCAUGCGUGACAAGGAGGGUGAGGGUGGGGGUGUGCACAAAAGAAGCUUCCCAGUCAUCGGAACAUAGGAGUUCUACUUCACGGAGAGAGCAAGGCGCGACGGCCGAGAGGAACGGAGAUCUAUCUCCACGUGUGAAGCUGAUUACUGCCAUGACAUGAUGAGCCACCGCUUCCUCCAUCCACUGGGUGACACAGACCUGAGGGUGCGCUGGCUUUGGUGACUCUUUUGUGUUUCCAAGGAAUUCAAAGAAAAGGAACAGUGCAGAUCCAAAGGACGGAAAAGAAGAGUCUUGCCCAAGCACCUUUUCUUCUGGGUUCGGCUCAUCUGGAAUUUCAGGCAGGGAGGUUUCUACAGGAUGGAUGAAUUGAAAGAGUGAGCCGGCUGGGGAGUCAGACGCUUGGUCCUCUGAAACUUACUACUCAGAAUGUCCUGGUUUUUGGCGAUGUGGGUCAGCCUCAGCUUCCUGUUGCUGUGCCAAGCAACACUCCACCAGAGCAUCCAGCAGCAGCACGUGGCCCGGCCAGGUCGAACUGACAUUCUCACCCUGGAGGGCGGUACGUGUGAGGUGAUCGCAGCCCACAGAUGCUGUAACAAGAAUCGCAUCGAGGAACGCUCUCAGACCGUCAAGUGCUCCUGUUUACCGGGAAAAGUGGCAGGAACAACACGCAACAAACCUUCCUGUGUGGAUGCGUCCAUUGUAAUUGGGAAAUGGUGGUGUGAGAUGGAACCAUGUCUGGAGGGAGAAGAGUGCAAGACUCUGCCUGACAAUUCUGGAUGGAUGUGCUCCUCCGGGAAUAAAAUCAAGACCACAAGGAACACCCAGCAGCCAUACUCCCCUUUUUAGCUUCCGGAAGCAAAAUGCAGAGGAAACGUCAACCGAAAUUGAGCUGCAUUCUUGCUUCUGUAAAGGUUUCUCAGGCGGUGAAGCUGCUCCAAGACGGCAAAUCCAUCGGUUCGCUGUGUCUCCAAGCACGGGGUCAAGAACCAGGUUCAGGCGUCUGAAUCACACCAUAUGCCAAAGCAUGAAGAUAAAAGCCACCAGUUUGACAAAAAAGAAGGAAGGAAUCUGUAUGUCUUCUGCCGCAGUGCCUGCACAGAUUUUCUAAAGAGAGCGUGUAGGGCGAUGGGAACGAGGCGCCAGGCUCAUCCGCUGAGCAUCAAACCUCUGGGGGAGUGUAACAGAGAAGACGAGAGAGGAAGAGAAAAUAUGAUACGCUCACACCCGAGACGGCGCAGAUGCAAAUGAACUCCCGCACGUAGGCCGGCGGCUUGUGAGCAGCCAAGGAGGAACCUGCGGCUGAAUCUCACAAUGUUGGAGUGUGCAGAGGUCUUCCCCAUCCUGACCUCGGAAGAUGCAGAAAGUUAUUUUCAGAAGAGAGACCGGGGAGGCAAAUCCACACACAGCUCACCUUUGUGGUUUUGACUUUAUUGCCAGUGCUGCAGGACCAGCCGGUCAAGUCAGCGGAGGAGUGCGAGAGAGGCCCGCAUGCGCUUCCGAGGGCGGAUCGUUUGGAACUGCCAACCCGGAGGUCAAGCACGAUUCACCAGAUGAGUGCUACUGAGCACUGGAUUUGGAGGCAGCGAGAUUGAGAGGGUCUUGCUCUGGUGGUGCCAGCGACUUGCCCGGGGAAACAGGAACACUUGACGGUUUGGGAGCGCUCCUCGAUCUUAUUCUUAUUGCAGCAGCGAUGGAUGGCCACAACCUCGCAUGUCCCCUGCUUCACCUGUCCCGCCGAGUACAAAUGGAGUGCGGGAGAGAAGGAGAUGACAAGCGAAGCGCCGCCGCCAAGCCGAGACAUCUUGAACUGACGGCUCAGCCGAGCGUUUGCCAUACGGAUGCAGCAUCUCCGCCGCACCCGGCCAUAAAUCCUCCCGACGCUAUCGAUGUCUAAAAGGCCCACCUCUGACCUGACCUGACUUUAUGCUAAUUCUAGUGGUCAGCGGUAAAUUGGACCCCAUCCCAGCUGACUUUGGAUAAGAGGCAGGAUCCACCAUGGACUGGUUGCCAGCCAACUUUGAGUCGACUCGUUCGCAACGGCGGUGUUUGCAUCCGAGCCCGAAAAGAGAACCCUAACUCCGCAUCAGCAAGUAACCUCUCUAAGAACGCCAAGCCAUCGUUGCAUCCAUUCACACGUUGGCUCUCCUCUGCGUCCACUCGCUUCUCCUCUCCUCAACCAGAAGAAGACCUUGGAAUUAUCAGCAAGCACAAAGUCAGUGUGCCCGAGGGCUCCUCCAUGGCCUCCAAUGGCAUUAUAUGAAGUUCAACGCCGGAGCGAUGGAGAAAGGUCGACAAAAGUGAAGGAGCCAUCCACUGAUGCACAAAGGCAACCCUCCUCUUGCAGUUCCUGGAAAACCCAAACGCACCGACUCAGAGGGGAAGAAAGAAGCUCGAAGAGUCCGCGCACAGGAACGGGCAGCUGAAGCCGGUUCAGACAACCGCGACUUCAUGGAACAGCAACGUGCUCCGAAUGUGCUCAACUCUCAAAGUCCCAUCCCAACCUCACAUUGAGGAUAAAUUUCAGACCAACUCUCCGCAGAAGUUUGAGUCGCUUUGUGACAGCCUGGCAGAGCCGCCCAGAAGAGUGAUGGCGGUACAGUGGCGCAAUGGCGAUAGUUGCGCGCUCCCUUCGCUCCACCCGGCCAUGCAGGGAUCGAUUGGUCAUGAGAAGUGAGACGCGUGCUCCGUCCUUCCCAUUCAGAACACGUGCAACAGUGCCCGCCCAGUUCAGUACACCCCCUCGACACACCACUCAAGCCCCCCCUUUUUUUUUGCCUGCUGUCAUGGAGUUUGCAAGAAGUAGAGGGGCAUAAUUCAGUACGAUAAAGGUGGAAAAGGGAAUAGAAUUCUUGUCUUUUUGACAAAAGAGAUAAUUACCUAGAAAAUGAUCCAUGAUUUAAAGGUAUCAUCAUGUGUUUCUUUUGUUUACCACGAGAGGGCGCCCGUGUUAGAAAGUUUUACUUUUAACCCUAUUAUGUCCUAGGUUAAAUGGAGCCAUUUCCAAGUAAGCCUUAUACAUACAGGCCAUUAUGACUAAACCUAACCCGUCAUCAUUAUCGUCACAUUAUUUCCCACCUCACUUCCUUCCAUACUUGGAUCAUGUUCCAUGCACAUGCUGCGUAGAUAUUGAUACCAGAUUGUGAAGGGUGUAAAUAUAAACCACCCUUCCACACCCCUUGAACAGGAUUUAAUGAUGGUUGCCUCUCAGUUACAGUACCAAGAGACUUACUGAACAAUUAUACCAUCCCCUGGAAUAUUCUCGUGUGUUGAUGCUGAUUGAUUGCAGGGUGUUGGAUAUGCGGGCCCUUAAGACUGAAUGGAGGUCGAUGCCUGCUAAUGACCGAAAGUGAUGAGUAUCCAAUCUCAUUGGCAGAACUGCUUGGUCCUGGGCAGUAACCCAAGCUGGGCCAGAAAUAGUGUCCAUCCAUGGAGAGGAUGUCAAUACAGCCAAAGUUUGGACACAUCCUCUAAGAGCAGGCUGCUGCUUGGAUCUUCAUUCCAAACUUGUGGCAUGCACUGGCCGGGGUUGAUGACCGCGCAGGCCAGGGAUUUUUACUCAUCUGUGGGCUUGUACUGCCCCCAUGUGGCUACUACGCAUCACUGAUAACUGAGGACUCGCUACAGUUCAUCACGCAUGAUACAACGCUGCCAUUUGGGAUGCUGCGUGACGUAAAGUGCUGCCUCCAGCACGAGGCGCAUGAAUUCCUCCACGUCAAAAGAGUAGUUGGUGAACUUGGGAUGGUCUCC